CCAGCCUGACACCUGAAAGACUGCAGAUGACAGCAGCAGAGCUCCAUGACUUUGCACAGCAAUUGAAACAAGACUGGGAAGAAUGGGAUCGAUGGAGGCCAGAGGGUGGUUGUCUUUGCCCCACUGGGACAAAUUGUGUGUGGGGAAAUGGGAUGAAUGGACCCUUGCCCUUGACGAUAACAUACACAGCAGAGGCAGAGCUCCGAGAACUGGAGAAGCUGAGAAUGCGAGUGGCACUGCUGCAUCAAGAGAUUUACCUUGAGCGUGUUCUGUUGGACACCCUGUCCCCUCAGCUUUCAGCUAUAGUACCUGGUCCUGAAUGUCCCAACUCCAGUGUGCUAAGAGGCAUGUAUUCCCUGCUGAGUGAAGGAGGGGAACGUUUCCCUGCCGUGGUCCUGGAUACUGAGCCUGACUGACCACAUAACAUACAUUAUUACUCUGAGCUGCCAGUUUAUGAGGUUCUCUGUUCUGCCCCAUUUAUAUACAUAAGAGAAAUAAUAUAAACACCUUUCAUUAUAAAGAAAGACCAAUACUGUUCUGCCUCUCAAUACAACUAGAACAUUGUAAAGGUCCCAAAAAUGAGAUUACUUUCAGGACCAUUAUAUUAGAUUGCUUUAGAUUAAACAGGGGUUCCUAAUAAAGUGGUAGCUCAGAAUAUGAAUCAAGUAUCUAGGUGAUUAUUGUGAUGAAUAUUUUUGUUGACUAUACUGACUAUACUAUAAAAAAAAAUCAGGUUUGUGAUUAUUUUUCUUCUUUACUGUUGUUUCUGAGUGAGAAGUGUUGUACUUAUAAUAACCCACUGUGAAAAUCACAUAUCUCCAAAGCCAUAAACUUUUUAUGCUGCUAAAAAAGCCUUGAUUUCAGUUUUGUGACUGAAUAUUUCAGAUAAUCCAGUAGGUUUUUUAAAGUAGUUUAUUUAGCUCUAGAAGCAGAAUGUUUUCAACUCAUAAAGGAGCCCUUAACCUCCAGCUUAUCGUAAAUAUUCAAAAUUUCAGAAGGCAUGCUGUUUCUCAGGAAAACAAUGAUUUAUAAAUGUUGACAUCUUAUAUUCCAUAUACUACAUUAUAUCAGCAUGUAGCAAAAUUGCAAUUGCUCUUAUAUGUGUCUUAGUAUUUCAG
This is a messenger RNA of Monopterus albus (swamp eel), 1118 nucleotides long. It is a transcript of the gene tedc2, whose product is annotated as tubulin epsilon and delta complex 2. Bases 27 to 416 code for a protein of 129 amino acids. The record is from RefSeq and is a predicted model, not a curated record. The transcript is spliced from 3 exons. NCBI's taxonomy places the organism in Eukaryota, Metazoa, Chordata, Actinopteri, Synbranchiformes, Synbranchidae.